CGUAAGGAGCUGGAAGUGGUGGGGGAACAGACACAGGGUCGGAAGGGAGAAGGGAAGGGUGCCGGGCAGGGGUUAAUGAGGGCAGUAACAAGAGGAAAGGAGACGAGAACAAGAACCAAGGAGGAAAAGCAACAGACCCCCCCCCGGCACUGGAGAACCCACAUUUACCAUCAACAGGAGGAAAAGAGACAGCAUCUGGAAGAAAGAGACCUAUUACCUUGUAAUGUGAAGUGUUUUAGGUUUCCACCGUAGACCUUUUUCAUCUUCACCAUGGAUGAGAGGGAGAACCAAGCAGUACCGCUGACCUCAUCAAGCCCAAGCGAUGGCUCAAACAAGUCCCCAACUGGGGAGGGUCGCAAAGGACCUCAAGAGACUAUGCAACUCAAGAAGGAGAUCUCCCUACUCAAUGGAGUCAGCCUCAUUGUGGGCAACAUGAUAGGCUCAGGGAUUUUUGUGUCUCCUAAGGGUGUCCUCAUUUACUCGGCCUCAUACGGGCUGUCUCUGGUGCUGUGGGCAGUUGGGGGCAUCUUCUCAGUGAUUGGGGCUCUGUGCUAUGCAGAGCUUGGUACUACCAUCACAAAAUCAGGAGCUAGUUAUGCCUAUAUCUUAGAAUCCUUCGGAGGUUUUGUUGCCUUUAUAAGACUGUGGACUUCUCUACUUAUCAUCGAACCUACAAGUCAAGCUGUCAUUGCUAUCACCUUUGCCAACUACUUGGUCCAACCUGUCUUCCCAUCUUGUGAACCACCGUAUGUGGCAUCCAGACUCAUUGCUGCUGCCUGCGUCUGUCUUCUCACGUUUAUUAACUGUGCAUACGUGAAAUGGGGAACACGGGUCCAAGAUCUCUUCACCUAUGCCAAAGUCAUUGCCCUAAUUGCCAUUAUCAUAACGGGCAUCGUAAAACUGUGUCAAGGACACACACAGCACUUUGAAGAUGCAUUUGCAGGGUCGUCGUGGGAUGCUGGAGACAUCUCUCUCGCUUUGUACUCUGCUCUCUUUUCUUAUUCUGGGUGGGACACCCUCAACUUUGUUACUGAAGAAAUUAAGAACCCAGAAAGGAACUUACCCUUGUCCAUUGGGAUUUCCAUGCCAGUUGUCACCAUCAUAUACAUCUUGACCAAUGUGGCUUAUUAUACGGUUCUUGACUUCAACUCUGUUGUUAGCAGCGAUGCAGUAGCCGUGACGUUCGCUGACAUGGUGUAUGGAGUAUUUAGCUGGACCAUCCCAGUGGCUGUGGCUUUGUCCUGCUUUGGUGGCCUUAAUUCUUCCAUCCUCGCUGCCUCCAGAUUGUUCUUUGUUGGAUCAAGAGAAGGACAUCUGCCUGACAUGCUGUCUCUAAUCCACAUGGAGAGGUUCACACCGGUGCCUGCACUCUUGUUUAAUUGUGCUGCGACUCUGGUCUACCUGUCCGUAAAAGACGUCUUUCAGUUGAUAAAUUAUUACAGCUUCAGUUACUGGUUGUUUGUGGGUCUCUCUAUUGCUGGUCAGAUUUACCUGCGCUGGAAGGAGCCAGAUAGGCCAAGGCCCGUAAAGCUCAGCUUGUUUUACCCCAUCGUGUUCUGCCUGUGCACGGUUUUCUUGGUGAUUGUCCCUUUAUACAGUGAUACUGUGAACUCUCUCAUCGGUAUUGGGAUUGCGUUGUCUGGGGUACCAGUCUACUUUAUGGGAGUAUAUCUACCUGAAUCCAAAAGGCCGCCUUGCAUUGGAAAACUCUUAGCUUUUCUCACCAAAUGGACUCAGUUGAUCUUCAACUGCGUUUUGACCGAGAUGGACCCCAUAGAGGAUGAAAAACAAGAAGUAAAAUCUAACCACAUUGUGACUCCUCCACACGGAAGAAGAAAAUAAGUGUCUCCUGGAUAAGGUUCGUUCUCCGGAGGUGCACCCAGAAGAAGCCUGGUCUUGACGAAAGACAUGACUGGAUUUCAAAGGUUUGUGGAGUUACAUAUGGUCAGCUGGUGGACCAGCGACUGGGCAGUGUACCACUGUAGCCAAGGGCGAUGAUCCAGAUUCCGAUCUCAAAAGUCAUAAACAGCAUUGGACAUUUGAGGCUAUUUACACUCCUUUUUGUAUGUUAGUUUAUUUUAAAUAUUUUUUUACUUUAGAAAUUUUUAUCCAAUACUUCCUCCACAAAUUCAAGUUGUAUCUCCCAGGAGGAUAAAAGACCAAUUCUGACUCUGAUGACAGUUUUUUCCUUUUUGUUUCUCCUCAUAUGAAGAUGGAAUUUAGGAGAUAAGAACUGUACAAAAUUCCAACUGAUGUUAUGGUGCAGUUAGUAUUUUGGAGACAAAUUGUAGUAAACUUGAAACAAAUGUGAAUAUUGCUAGUUUUAAUAUAUUUUAGUCCUUCAUCCCAGGAUAUAUAGCAUACCUUAUAUACUGUAAACCUUAGUGUUUUAACCUCUUCUGAAAACUAUUCCUUGUUCUAAAUUCAAUUACGGACCUGUAAGAGUAUUCAGACACAAACCAUGAAGCAGUCUUUUACUACAAUUCUCAUUACUCUCCGCAAGGUUUAUCCAACUUGCUACGGUUAGGCUGAGCAAAAGACAGAAGUCCACCAGAUUCAACGUUUCCAAAUAAUUAGGGUGGACGUUAACAAUCCAAAAACUUGUAGGUCUUCGCAGGCUGCAGGAUAGAUAUCACACCCCUUUCGCCCUUUGGUGGUUUUAAGUAGAGUAAAAGGGGACUGUUGCUGAAAAAUUGGAGGGGCUAAAUGAUAGCUCCGCCCUCAAUGUCCCUUUAAAUUAGUUUUCGUUUCCCUGCGCAAGGCUUUGGGUACUGGGUCCAGAUUUACAUCCCAAUCUGAGAAUGCACCAGCCAAGUCUAACCUCCACUAUGCCUUGUACCUAACACUUGGUUAACACUCCACUCAUACCAAAGGAUAAAGGGAAAGUACAAACACUACGUUAUAGUCGUGCAUUUCACUCCUGUUCAGUGGGAAUGCUUUAUAUAAGCCAUGUGUGCCCUGUCGGUACAUCUCUUGGUGUUGGACAACUCAUGUCCUCAAGCCUUGCGUAGGUUUUGUCUGGCAAAGGUUAAUAGGAGUUUUAAUAUGGUUAUCAGUCCUCGGACACCAUGGUAGAAUAACACUUUAUCAAGCAGGUUUCACUAAUGUUUGUUAGAAUUUAUUUUUGUCCCUGCCUUGCUAUAGUUGCAUCUUGAUAAAUUAAGUGACUCCACACAGUGAAAAAGAUAGAAACUGUAUAUGAAAAAGAACAAUGGAAAAAAUGCAAGAAAAAGAUAUAUAUGCAAGAGGCCGGUUGUUCUUUGCUUAGAAUCCCGACCUAGGUGUAGAACUGUUCUUUUCCUUAGCAAAUUGUAGAUAUGCAGUCGUUUGUGACAUCGCUGAUGACUCUAUGCACUAUUAUAAAGCCAUAUGACCAAUGACAAGACCAGACGUGCCAAAACUAAACUGUGCAUCAGAAUCUAAGAUUGCACAACACUGGAUGUUGUUGAGCUGUAGAGCUGUAUGUCGCAACGUCUCUGCUGAGUCUGCCGUUACUCUGGAUGCUCGAGUGUCUUUAUGUCCGUGACUGCGACACUAAGAGGUUGAGAGUUUCUUGUGGAUUGCGACAUAGUAUAUUUUAAGAAAGGUAUAUCGUUAUCCUUUUAAAUGACGCUGUUGCUUGUAGGCAGUUCUGUUUUUUUUUGCCAAAAUAAGCCUACAGCAAGCAGCUAUCUUGUAUUCUUUAAGAUCUCACAAUAGGCAGCUUUUGUGUUAAAAUUCACUUUUUUGGGACAUUACUUUUCAGUUUUUGUUUUGUUUUUUCCCCUGCAAUAAUAACACCUGAGAGCUACCUCUAGACUGUCAU
Molecule: messenger RNA, 3805 nt
Organism: Spea bombifrons (plains spadefoot toad)
Lineage: Eukaryota; Metazoa; Chordata; Amphibia; Anura; Pelobatidae
Gene: SLC7A6
Product: solute carrier family 7 member 6
Exons: 10
Coding region: 271-1842 (523 amino acids)
Biological process (GO): amino acid transmembrane transport
Cellular component (GO): membrane
Molecular function (GO): L-amino acid transmembrane transporter activity
Source: RefSeq, a predicted model, not a curated record